Molecule: messenger RNA, 669 nt
Organism: Pteropus alecto (black flying fox)
Lineage: Eukaryota; Metazoa; Chordata; Mammalia; Chiroptera; Pteropodidae
Gene: SIGLECL1
Product: SIGLEC family like 1
Exons: 5
Coding region: 1-669 (222 amino acids)
Biological process (GO): cell adhesion
Cellular component (GO): plasma membrane
Molecular function (GO): sialic acid binding
Source: RefSeq, a predicted model, not a curated record
AUGGUGCUGCCACAGCAAGGUCUGGCACCUGCCAGGCUGAUCGACUCCUUUUGCUCCUUGGGGAAGACGCUGCGGUGCACCUGCUCCUUCCAUGGCAUCCCCACACCCUCCGUGCGGUGGUGGAUGGAAGGUGAUAUCGUGGGUGUGGACGGCCCAGAUGACAGUCGCCAAGUGACUUCCACCAUCCUUGGCCCCUGGGCCAACAGCACCAUCAGCCUGACCAAGCAGCCGGAAAUGGGCACGCAUCUCCUCUGUGAGGGGAAGAACUACCACGGGAACCACAUGCUGAGCAUCACGCUGAUGUCAAGUAAGGGUCCUUGGGACAAGCAGGCAUUCAUCAGAGGGCUCGUCCGGGGCUUUGUCUACGGCGCCAUUGCAGCUACCCUGCUCUUCCUCUGCCUCAUCCCAUUCAUAGUGAAACUUAUCAGAAUGAGGCAGGCAAAGAAAAUUGCAACGAUCAAAGUGGAAAGGAGCCCCGAAGUCAAAGAAGGCCAAGAAUCCGAGAUGUCUCCGAAGAAGCCUAUAGUCACCCCAUCUUCUGAGAGCCAGGUAUUAGAAGAGCAAGAUAAACGAGCUGACAAAGCCUGUAAAGGCAACAGUCGCACCUGGAGCUGCAUUAUCCCUGGAAAUACAGAACUUCACAGGAUGCUUAGAGACCCCAGAAACUAG